AUGUUCGAUCGGUUUGCGAGCCUAGGCUGUUUUAUACUGAGCUUGUGCUUACGAAUUCCAUUAUGGCUAUAUUCUGAAUAUAUUUUCCCAUUCCUAUACGUGUUGCCCUUCUUUCAAAAGUACAAGACUGAGAACUACGUUUACUCAAAUAAACUUGCCGAGGAGGUGGUCAAUGCUGCAGAUAUUAUUAGCAUUUGCGCAGCUCAUGGAUAUUUAGUUCAUGAACACGUUGUCAAAACUCAAGAUGAUUAUCUUCUCACAAUACAUAGAAUUGUGCGCAGACAAAGCGGUGGACAGAAUACUGAACCUAAAAAGGGUGUUGUCUACUUUCACCACGGGCUUUUGACCAAUAGUGAAUUGUUUUUACUUGGAGAAACAACCGAAAAGUGUCUUCCUUUCUUGUUGGUUGACCUUGGAUACGAUGUGUGGUUGGGUAACAACAGAGGUAACAAAUAUAGCCGUAAGCACAUUAAUCUAUCUUCCAGAGAUGCCAAAUUUUGGGACUUCUCUCUUGACGAAUAUGCGAUAUUUGAUAUCCCAGAUACGCUACAAUACAUUCUUGAUGUCACAAAAGCAUCGAAGCUAUCUUACAUUGGAUUUAGUCAAGGCUCUUCGCAGGCAUUUGCAGCUUUUUCCGUCAAUCCGCAAUUGAGGGAUAAAAUUCGCCUCUUUGUCGGUUUAUCUCCAGCCAUGAUACCUAGGUCAUUGAGUCAUCCUGUUGCCAAAUUUUUGGUUACCUCCUCUUCAGAGUUAUUGUACUUUAUCUUUGGUACCCGGGCAAUCUUGCCUUCGGUUGUCUUCUGGCAAAGAUUCUUGGGGCCCAUUAAUUACAUGAAGGUGGUUGACUGGUCAUUGGUCUAUCUAUUUAAUUGGAAGAGUGAGCAUAUUAGCCUCACACAGAAACAAAUUGGCUACACUCAUAUGUUCUCACCCUCAAGUGUGAAAAGUGUAGUUCAUUGGUUUCAAAUCAUAAACAGCAAAAGAUUUCAAAUGUUUCAAGAAGAAAUAUCUAAACUAUACUCAUCAGUACCAUCUCUCAACGGCAAGCUACAUCGUUGCGCUCCUUUCCCUGUACAAGUCAUUGAGAAUUUGCCAAUGAUGUUGCUCUAUGGUGAUCAAGAUAUUCUAAUUGACAUGCAGAAAACAAAAGAAAAUCUUGUAGGCAAUUUGAAAGACGUUACUUUAGUUGAGCUUCCAGGCUAUGAGCACAUGGAUACGCUGUGGUCAGAAGAUGUCGUGGACUCAGUGUUCAAGCCCAUUUUGCACAAACUUGAGGAAGUUCACACACCAGCUCACACACCAGCUCACACACCAGCUGACACACCAUCUCACGUUGAGGAAUUGAAUGGUAAGAAUUCUAGAACAGAAUACCAAGGUGAUUCUUACGAGUUUGCCUGA
This is a messenger RNA of Lachancea fermentati, 1398 nucleotides long. NCBI's taxonomy places the organism in Eukaryota, Fungi, Ascomycota, Saccharomycetes, Saccharomycetales, Saccharomycetaceae. The record is from the annotation of a GenBank genome assembly.